AUGAAAGUCCUCUCAAACAUCGGGACGCUCCUGGCCCUCUGGCCCGUCCAGCAAGCAUCUGGAGCAUACUACAACCCCGUCAAGCUCGAGGGAUAUGGCAGCUUCUCCGGCACCACGAUCAACAGCACCUUCACCAAGCAGGAACUGCCAGCGCCGGUAGAUGCUUGGCUCGGUAUCGACUUUGCAACUCAACCAGGUCGCUUUUACGCUGCGGAGUCGCCAGAGAAGUUCAGAGGUGUCAAGCGUGCUGAUGCCUACGGAAAGACCUGUAUUCAAGAGGUUACAGCCAAGACCCCAAUUGCCUCACAAAGUGAAGACUGCCUCAACUUCAACGUGUUUCGAACAAAGGGUGUACCCUUGAGCAAGAAACUCCCAGUUCUGGUUUGGAUCCACGGCGGUGCAUUUUAUGCUGGAAGUUGGGCUAGUUUUGACGGCGCUGCGUUCGCUGCUUCGUCAAAGGUCCCCAUCGUCGUCGUCAAUUUCCACUACCGCGUCAAUUCGCUGGGCUUCCUCCCGUCCAAGCUCAUCCAAGACGAGGGUCUGUCAAACCUGGGUAUCCGAGACCAGCGUUUCUUCUUGGAGUUUGUGCAAAAGCACAUUGGCGCUUUUGGAGGUGAUAAAAAUGCCGUCACGAUCGGUGGCCGCUCUGCUGGUGGCCACUCAGUAGGCAUUCACUAUUUCCACAACUAUGGUAAGGACAAGAAGCCGUUGUUUGCGAGAGCGAUUCAUCAAUCUGGAUCAGUCACUUCGCGAGCCUUCCCUAACGUGACUUAUCCUUUAUAUAAGCGCCAGUACGACGAGUAUAUCACAUACCUUGGUUGCGAUGAGGAAAAGUCGGAUAAAGCUACCCUCAAAUGUCUCCAGGAGGUGGAUAUCAACAGUGUCAGAAACAUCAGCACUAAACUGUACCACGAUUAUGAUCCGCAAUUAACGUGGCCAUUCCAACCAGUGCAUGGAGGACCUCUGUUUGAGAAACCCGGCUCUCAAUCUGGCUACGACGGAACCUUCUUCCACGUCCCAACCAUCACUUCCAACGUCAACGACGAAGCCAAGUACUACACACCUGGCGAUCUUGAGACAAAUGAAGAGUUCUUGGAUUACCUGCAUAACAUCUCACCUGCCAUGACCAAGAAAGAUCUCAAGGAGUUGAGUGCUUUGUAUCCCGAUCCAGCGAAAUACAAAGAUUCUCCUUUCGCAAACUCACCAAACAGCACGCAAUACAACCGUUUAUCUGCUGCUUGGAGUGACUACGCCUACAUCUGCCCUGGUCAAGAAACCGCAUACCGAGCAUCUAUCGCUGGCGUCCCGACAUGGAAAGUCCGCUUCAACACCAACAACAGCUUCCCCGCGUGGCAGGGUAUUCCCCACACAGCAGACACAGGCUUCACUUGGAAUGAACCAACUACACAGUACCCCGAGAUCAGUCACAUCUACCAUGGUUACUUGUCUAGUUUUGUAACUAGUGGAGAUCCCAACACUCAUAGAUACCCAGGUAGUCCGAAGUGGCCAAAGUACAACGGCAAGGAAAAGAAGCCGCUACAGAUUGUUGUUCAGCCUAAGGACACAAAGGUUGAGAAGGAUGUGAUUCGGAAGGAGGCUUGUCUUUGGUGGAGGGAUCCUGAGAGGGCACCUCGACUGAACAAAUGA
Fusarium sp. VM40 is the source of this 1647-nucleotide messenger RNA. NCBI's taxonomy places the organism in Eukaryota, Fungi, Ascomycota, Sordariomycetes, Hypocreales, Nectriaceae. The record is from the annotation of a GenBank genome assembly.